Messenger RNA from Myxocyprinus asiaticus (Chinese sucker), 3063 nucleotides. RefSeq names its product chloride intracellular channel protein 4. The transcript has 6 exons. NCBI's taxonomy places the organism in Eukaryota, Metazoa, Chordata, Actinopteri, Cypriniformes, Catostomidae. Bases 319 to 1077 code for a protein of 252 amino acids. The record is from RefSeq and is a predicted model, not a curated record.
CCGUUGAUUUUUUUCUGUUCGUCGCCAUCCUGAGUGUUGCAGGAGGAGACAUAGCGGACACUACAUCGGUUUUUCUCCUCUUAAUCAUGCACUUCUAGACGGCAGGAGCUCGUGGAAAAGUGCGUUUGUUUUGUUGGGAAAAAAGCUGAUUUUCGGACUUUUGUCUCUCGGUUUCGUUUGGAGAUAGUGUGCAGUAUCUGUGCUCGGGAAAGAGGGAGGCGUGAAAGAGAGUGCUGCUGGAAAACUUUUUCGCAAAGGUGAAGAAAUAGGGAUCUGUUGUCUUCUUGAACACGUCGGCGUGAAGGCGAAAAGUUCGGGAUGUCUCUCUCGGUACCUCAAAACGGUGUAAAGGGGGAUAAUGAACCCAUCAUCGAGCUUUUUGUGAAGGCUGGCAGUGAUGGGGAGAGUAUUGGAAACUGUCCAUUUUCUCAGCGUCUCUUCAUGAUCCUGUGGCUAAAGGGUGUGGUCUUCAAUGUCACCACUGUGGACCUGAAGAGAAAACCAGCUGAUCUGCAGAAUCUGGCCCCAGGAACCCACCCUCCCUUCAUCACCUUUAAUGGGGAAGUCAAGACGGACGUCAACAAGAUCGAAGAGUUCUUAGAAGACGUCCUCUGCCCUCCAAAGUACUCCAAACUUGUUGCCAGGCACCCAGAAUCCAACACUGCAGGCAUGGAUAUAUUCGCCAAGUUUUCUGCUUUCAUCAAAAACUCAAAACCUGAUGCUAACGAGGGAUUGGAAAGGGGUCUGCUGAAGACCUUGCAGAAGUUGGAUGAGUACCUGUGCUCCCCUCUGCCGGACGAGAUCGACCACAACAGCAUGGAGGAGAUGAAGGCCUCGACACGCAAGUUCCUAGAUGGCGAGGAGAUGACACUGGCUGACUGCAACCUGCUACCCAAACUCCACAUCGUCAAGGUGGUGGCAAAGAAGUACAGAGGCUUUGCGAUUCCUAAUGACAUGACAGGCAUCUGGAGGUACCUAAACAACGCCUACAAGCGUGAGGAAUUCACCAACACGUGUCCCAGCGACAAGGAGAUUGAGAUUGCCUACGCUGACGUAGCCAAACGGCUUGUCAAAUAAUGGCUGUAGUUGUCCUCCCCUCCCUGCGCUGGGACUGUUUAUUUUCCAUUACACGAGAGAGAGCGAAAACAAGCUAUGGACUCCUUUUUUUUCCGUCUUUUUUUAUUUAGACUAAAUACCCAAUGCAUGAUUUCCCUAUUGCAGUUCUUUAGGAUAUUUCAUUUAUUGUCAGUACAGCCAGAGAGGCUAUCACACUUCAAUAUUUCAGUCUUUAUUUUCUUAUUUUAAGUGUUAAAGCAGGAAAUGCCAGAUGCUGUUUGUGUAUCGAUGGCUAAUAGUGUGUGUGCCUGUGUGUGCUAGACAUGCACACAUAUCUAAUCUUUUCACCCACACUAUGUAGCAAUAACAGCGUGGGUUCACCAGCCAUUUGUUUUAUUAAGGAUUUAAAAUAUGAAAAACAAAAAUGCUUUUUCUAAGCUUGCAAACUUAAUACUUAUGAAGCAGUUUUUUAUUUGUUUCAGGCUAUAUGCAUAUGAACAGUGUUGAAAGCUCCAGUGGUUAUUUUCAGAGAGUCUUAGAACAGUGUAGCAUUCUGGACCCACAUAAUUCUCCGAAUGAUAUUUGAGAUGAAGUACAUAUUGUUUUAUGUUAAUAUGUGAAGGUUAACACUUAAAUAUGAAGUCCAUAUCGUAUACAUUAGUCGUCAGUUGUUUGCAGAAAUGGCACCUUACAUAUCAGGUAGUACAUACUGUACUGUAGUGAAUUUGUUGCAGCACCUGUUGCCUUUUGAUGAAGGAAAGACCUCUUUAACAGAGACUAUAGAUAUAUGAAGAUAUUGUGUAGAUCUGCCUUAUUCACUCUAGCAUAAUUAUUUUACUUUUAAGAGUGCUGCACCAUCCUAACUGCAUCCCAUGGCAUGACAAACAUGAAAGGAAAAGCCUGUGUAACUCGAGGUAGAACUACAUCUCUUGCACUUCACAAAUAGUGUCCUUAACAAUACUUGUGAAUAGUAGCAAAAAAUGAUUAUAAGGAUAUGGUUAGAGUAGACCAGGGGCAUCUCAUUUAAAGAUUGUUGGGAUUUAAUCAUUUUGAAAGGGUACGAGAUAUCAAAGAAAGCCACACAGCAGGAUGAGUAAAGUUAAAGUUUAUUUUUAAAGGCUCAGAGUUUUUUUGUGUUUUUUUACAUUAAUACAGAUCUGUUGUGAAUGUAAACGAUCUUAAACUGGGUAAUUUUUUAUUUGGAGAAAGAUAAAAUGAAAGAAAUUGGGUGCCAUAAUUAUUAUUAUUAUUAUUAUUAUUAUUAUUAUUAUUUUGUAUUUUGAUAAAGUAUAAUAAAUAUUUAGUUUUCAGAGAUUAACAUAUAUAUUUUAUACAUUCAUGAAGUGAAUGUAGCAGAAUGACUUUUAAUGACACCUCUGGCCUUAUACGUUUUCUCAAGGUAGCAGAACAAUGUAUCAUUCAGCUUUACAUACAAAUCCAAUACAGCGUAUAAGGGAAAAGGUAAGACAGUCUUGACAUUCAAAAAGAGAUGGCAAAGAGGAAAAAAAUGGUUUGGCUAAAACAUCUGUCAGCUAUUGGCUGGAAGUGAGUUGCUGCGCUGUGAAAAAACAAAACAAAAAAAAAACAGCAAGUUUGCUUGUAGGUCUCAAGGAGGCUUGUUUUUUAAUGCCACUCUUCUGCUUGAGCAAAUCCAAUAAUGGAGAAGAUGGUUGUGUAAAAUUCAGGUGGAGAUUUUUUUUUGUUCAGCCUAUCCAGUUUGCUUUGUGUUUAGUGCAGGAGAGCAUUGACAACUUACUAGUUGGACCAGGGGAAGACCAGAAAAAUAAAAUCCGUUUUUUGUUUGUUUUUUGAGAAGUGGAGAAAGAGAUGCUCCCUCCAUGUUUCAGCCAUGUUUUACUCUGAGAAACUGAAUGUUAUUUGUGCUUUGCGUGGCUUUUUAUAUGAACCUGUGUGUGUGAAUGCAAGAAACAGGUUUGACAUUAACUACAAAAACACUGCAUGAUUGCCAUUGCACUCUCAUUAAAUAAACUGCUGGCAGCUAUAUUA